This is a messenger RNA of Sinocyclocheilus anshuiensis, 2725 nucleotides long. Its product is annotated as septin-6. The transcript is spliced from 11 exons. The record is from RefSeq and is a predicted model, not a curated record. Gene Ontology annotation, molecular function: GTP binding. The coding region runs from base 37 to 1335 and encodes 432 amino acids. NCBI's taxonomy places the organism in Eukaryota, Metazoa, Chordata, Actinopteri, Cypriniformes, Cyprinidae.
CUCUGCGUGCGUGCUGCAGUUUCCUGUGAAGGGUUGAUGCAGGAGAGAACCAUGGCGGCCACUGAGAUAGCGCGACAAGCGGGAGAGGGUGCACGUGCCGUCCCACUCUCAGGUCAUGUUGGCUUUGACAGCAUGCCGGACCAGCUGGUCAACAAGUCCGUCAACCAUGGCUUCUGCUUUAAUAUCCUCUGUGUGGGGGAGACUGGUUUGGGAAAGUCCACCCUCAUGGACACCCUGUUCAACACCAAAUUUGAGGGUGAACCUACACAGCACAAUCAGCCUGGAGUGCAGCUCAAGUCCAACACUUACGAGCUGCAGGAGAGCAACGUUCGCCUCAAGCUUAAUGUGGUCAACACUGUAGGCUUUGGAGAUCAGAUCAACAAAGAGGACAGUUACAAGUCUAUUGUGGAGUUUAUCGAUGCUCAGUUUGAAGCAUACCUUCAGGAGGAACUGAAGAUUAAACGCACCCUACACAGUUAUCAUGAUACUCGGAUCCACGCCUGUCUGUAUUUCAUCGCUCCUACUGGACACUCGCUAAAGUCCCUUGACCUGGUUACUAUGAAGAAGUUGGACAGUAAGGUGAAUAUCAUCCCCAUCAUCGCCAAAUCAGAUGCCAUCUCAAAGAGUGAACUUGCUAAGUUCAAAAUUAAGAUCACAAGUGAAUUGGUGAGCAAUGGGGUCCAGAUCUACCAGUUUCCCACUGACGAUGAGACUGUGGCAGAGAUCAACUCAACCAUGAAUGGUCAUUUGCCUUUUGCUGUGGUGGGAAGCACUGAGGAAGUGAAGAUUGGGAACAAGAUGGUGCGAGCACGCCAGUACCCCUGGGGAACCGUCCAGGUGGAGAAUGAGAAUCACUGUGAUUUUGUGAAGCUGAGAGAAAUGCUGAUCAGGGUCAACAUGGAGGACCUGCGAGAGCAGACUCACACUCGCCACUAUGAGCUAUACCGCCGCUGCAAGCUGGAGGAGAUGGGAUUCAAAGACACCGACCCUGACAGCAAACCCUUCAGCCUCCAGGAAACAUACGAGGCCAAGAGGAAUGAGUUCAUGGGUGAGCUGCAGAAGAAAGAGGAGGAGAUGAGGCAGAUGUUUGUCCAGAGAGUCAAAGAGAAGGAGGGAGAGCUGAAAGAGGCAGAAAAGGAGCUUCAUGAAAAGUUUGACCGUCUCAAGAAGCUUCACCAGGAUGAGAAGAAGAAACUAGAGGACAAGAAGAAGGCUCUCGAUGAUGAGCUGAACAGCUUCAAGCAGAAGAAGACUGCUGCUGAGCUGCUGCAGGCCCAGACCCAGCAGGCAGGGAGCUCCUCCACACUUAAGAAGGAUAAAGAGAGGAAAAAUUAACUCCUCACCUGCUCCCUCCUCACCUGAGACACCUUAUGCUGCUUCUUUUAAACUCUGUCUUGGCCACCUGUUGGAAGAGGGGAUUGCAGCUUCCACGAGAACUAAGUGUCCACUCUUCUUCCUGUCUUUUUCACUCCGUCAGCCUUGUUUGAAUAUUUUAAUUUUGUUUUUUUUGUUUGUUUUUUUACUUUCAUGCUGUGUGCCCUGUUGAUGGCCUUAUGUGGGCUUAACAUGGUAUUUUUACAGCAAAUAUUAACUGUGUUUCUUAAUUAGGGCAUGCUAAGCAGUCCCUCAUUAGUAUUUUACAGACAUCGUUUGCUGGUGACACCAGAGCCAAAGCUCUGGUAGAAAGGCUGUGAACUAAAGGAAUGCUUUGGAGUUUUUAGUUCAGAUUUUUUUGUCUAUGAUAUUGCCUUGCAGUUUCAAUCUGUUCAAUUAAACAAUCAUUUUGUUUCUUUCAUGAGUACAUGUGUUUGUGAAUGAACCUGCAUGUCCUCAUCAACAUUAACACAGUGAUAACUGUGAGGAGCGAACGGAUACUAAUUUAUUUGCAAACACUAUAAUUUAGGUUGUGAAUUAAGCUGAGUAAGAUUAUUUUUAAGACUUGAAAACAUUUUGACAUGCUGGCUGUGAAUGUUGAGAAAAUCCAAAGAAAAUGAGCCCGAAAGUUCCUGGUUGUUAAUGCAGCAAAAUGUUAAGCGAGAGACAUUUAAUUGUAAUUUAAUGAGAAUCUUUAUUUGAAAGCAUGAGCUAAAUAAGCAAAAUCUGAGAGGUUUGUAUUGUAUGUUUUGUAAUUCCCUAUACAUUUCAAGUCUUAAAUAGUCACAGCAAUAUAGUUAUAAUUUAUUUAAAAUAUAAUCUUAAAGCAUAAUGAAGCACCUAUUGAAAUACCAUGUAGGUCACAUUCAGUGCCACUUUUUAUAUUCAUUAUCUUCUGUUCUUUUGCAUGCCCUGAACAUAUUUUUGUUAAUGGAGUUAUUCUUUGCGAAGACAUAUUUACUCUUCAAAUGCUUUAUACUUUGGACUAUUUUAUUACAUGUAUUUAUUCCAGGUACAAUGUGCAGUUACAUUCAGUUUAUAAAUGUCAUUUCCCAUUUUGGCAAAUACUGCAUUUCGAUAUAAUGUCAAGGGUUUUCAGUCAUUUAAUUUCAAAUAAUCAUGCAUAUGUGCAGUACAUAUAAUUUGUAAGGACCAAUUUUGCGUAUCAAUGUCCAGACAUGUUUUAAUGAUUAAUAACAUUAUUGACAAGUGUGUUUUCUGUGUGAAACAUUUGGGUGUCAAGACUGGCCUAAAUUUUUCUAGUCAUCUCCCAUGUUUUCCCCUUAAUUUCAAUAACCCCCACCCCUGUAAUACAAGAAAUUUGUGAAAUAUUUAACUGUAGUAAGAUUCC